Messenger RNA from Manacus vitellinus (golden-collared manakin), 413 nucleotides. RefSeq names its product ATP-dependent 6-phosphofructokinase, muscle type-like. The record is from RefSeq and is a predicted model, not a curated record. The transcript has 4 exons. Gene Ontology annotation, biological process: fructose 6-phosphate metabolic process; canonical glycolysis; fructose 1,6-bisphosphate metabolic process. Bases 42 to 413 code for a protein of 123 amino acids. Gene Ontology annotation, molecular function: identical protein binding; AMP binding; fructose-6-phosphate binding. Lineage: Eukaryota; Metazoa; Chordata; Aves; Passeriformes; Pipridae. Gene Ontology annotation, cellular component: 6-phosphofructokinase complex; membrane.
GGCUGUGACCCCACGAUGGCUUCGAGGGGCUCGCCCUCGGCAUGGUGGAGGAGAUCAACUGGAACCGGGUCGGGGCCUGGACAGGCCUGGGGGGAUCCAAACUGGGCACCAAGAGGACUUUGCCCAAGAAAUACUUGGAGGAAAUCAGCGUCAACAUCAGCAAGUUUGGGAUCCACGGGCUCAUCAUCAUCGGGGGCUUCGAGGCGUUCACGGGCAGCCUGGAGCUGGUGGAGGGGCGGGCCCGGUACGAGGAGCUCUGCAUCCCCCUCUGCGUCAUCCCGGCCACCGUCUCCAACAACGUGCCCGGCUCCGACUUCAGCAUCGGCGCCGACACCGCGCUCAACACCAUCACCACUGUGAGCCCCCUUCCCACCCCAAAUCCCAUUCCACACUCAACACCAUCACCACUGUGA